AUGCGUGAAGCGGACGAAGCAGGCAGCGACGCCUCGGCGCUGGAUUCUGAAUGCAAAUCCGUGCGCACCGAAUCGCUGUACAGCAACACGAGUGCUGCGUCGUCCGCGGCAAGUCUUCCGUCGGUCGAAACGCUCGUUCGGCAGCGCACAGCGGCAAACGAGCGCGUGCAGCCAUCGCAUGAUGCUCCGCCCAAGACGCAGGAGCCGAGAGCGCGGAUCGCGCGCGGCCCAUCGAGCCUGAUUCAACAGACGCCCAAGGUCCUAGUGCUGGAUCUCGACGAGACGCUGAUACACUCGACGCUGCGGACCCAGCCAGUCUGGGGCAUCCUCGGCGCCCCCUAUACCCCCAACAAUGCGGAAAAAAAGGGUGCGAACCGCAGUAACGGUAUCUUUAGCUUUCUGGGGCUCGGUGCACGCACGCUGACGGCCCAGGCGCCGCCAAGCUCGCGCCUGCAGCCGGCGAUGAUCGAGGUCACGAUCGAUGGGCACCGCAUCUUUUACCAGGUGUACAAGCGGCCGUGGGUGGAUUACUUUUUGCGCAAGGUCGCAUCUUGGUACCAUGUCGUAAUAUUCACAGCAUCUAUGAAAGAGUAUGCCGACCCGGUGAUUGACUGGCUCGACGACGGGCAAGGUCUCAUUUCGGGCCGCCUCUUUCGUGACUCUUGCACAUUGCGGAACGGGACAUACCUCAAGGAUCUGGUUGUGGUCGAGCCGGAUCUGCGCCGCGUCUGCCUUGUGGACAAUUCGCCGGUGAGUUAUGUGCUGCAAGAAGCGAAUGGCAUCCCGGUCGAGGGCUGGACCCACGAUCCAACCGACGAAGCGCUCCUUGACUUGCUCCCGAUCCUCGAUGGGCUGCGGUACGCUACAGAUGUACGGCAUAUUCUCGGCGUGCGUGGUUUUUAA
Molecule: messenger RNA, 903 nt
Organism: Malassezia vespertilionis
Lineage: Eukaryota; Fungi; Basidiomycota; Malasseziomycetes; Malasseziales; Malasseziaceae
Gene: NEM1
Product: protein-serine/threonine phosphatase
Exons: 1
Coding region: 1-903 (300 amino acids)
Molecular function (GO): protein serine/threonine phosphatase activity
Source: RefSeq, a predicted model, not a curated record